Ambispora leptoticha is the source of this 902-nucleotide messenger RNA. NCBI's taxonomy places the organism in Eukaryota, Fungi, Glomeromycota, Glomeromycetes, Archaeosporales, Ambisporaceae. The record is from the annotation of a GenBank genome assembly.
AUGAAUAGAAAAAAAGAAGGAAUAAUAAAGUAUAAAGGCGAAUUAGAUUUAAUUGGAUCUAAACAACCUUGUUAUGUCUUGGAGGAUGGUAGGCGGGUUUUAUCAGGCCGAGGGAUGCAGGAUGUUCUAAAAAUGGUGGAUGAAGUAGGAGAUAGCGGACAUAGACCGCCUGGGACCAGAUUUAAGCGAUAUUUAGAACAAAAAUCUCUCCAACCCUUUAUUUACAAAGGAAAAAAGGUGGACCACUUUGACCCUAUUAUCUGUUAUGACGGAGAACAAAAAAUCCAUGGCUACGAAGCAACUUUAUUAGUUGAUUUUUGCGAUGGUAUGUUAGAGGCAAGGAAAAGCAUAAAGCUAUCAUCAUUACGACAAGAAAUAAUUGCCGAACAAUGCGAAACAUUAGUGAGGGCAUUAGCCAAAGUAAGUAUUAUUGCUUUAAUUGACGAAGCCACUGAAAUGUUUUCAUUGGGCUAUUACAAAGAUGUAUUUGGAGUUUAUGAUGUAGAUUUUACUGCUGAAAACAUAAAGAGAAAACCAAGGUUUAUUGGCUUUCUAACUAAUGAGUUAAUUUAUAAGAACUUACCAAAAGGUUCAUUUGUAUUAAAGGAGAUAAAAGAAAGAACCCCAAAAACCAAAGGAGGUCAUUACAAAAAAAGGUUUCACCAAUCUUUAACUCCCUUAGGAAAAAAAGCCUUGGAGGAGAUAAUUAACACAGUAAGAACGCUGGCUUGGGUUUCUGGAAAAGACCGAAAUAAGUUUCGGAGAUUAGUAAAGGAAAGACUUCAACUUGAAAAAGAGUUACCUUAUAUUGACAUAGAAGCAAUGGAUGACAACAAAAAUGAAACCAAGGUUGAUAAAGUAUUAGGGGCUUUGCUAAAAACACCAAAACCAAAAAAGAAUAA